AUGGACCGCGAGGAGACGGAGGCGAUCCUCGGCCGCUUCGCGGCGGCGGCGGCGGAGGUCGGCCUCGCGUCGACGGCCGUCGGCUCCUACCGGCGCGGCAAGGUCGGCGGCCACGAUUUGGACGUCAUGCUCCACGCGCCCGAGGGCGCGCCGCUCGUCGCGGUCGCGGACUACGAGUUCCACGACGGCGACGGCGCGGGCUUCCGGCUCCUCGAGCGCUUCUUCGCGCGCCUCGCGGCCAUCGACGUCGGCGGCGCGCCCUUCCUCCACCCGCACCGGACCAUGGGCGGCCUCAUCGGCGCCAAGGAGGCGCCGAAGCUCGGCAUCCGCCACUGCUUCGUGCGGUCGCCGGCCGUGCCGGGCGCGUUCCGCCAGGUCGACUUCAUCCUCUGCCCCACGGAGAUCAUCGCCCACGGCCUGCUCGGCUGGUCGGGCUCGACGUCGUUCCAGCGCUCGCUCCGCGACUACGUCAACCACGCGCACGAGAAGAACUGGGCCGAGGUGCCGGACCGGCGGCCCAUCGUCGGCCGCCGCGGCUGGAACGUGACGCGCGACGGCACGCGCGUCGGCUCGCUCAUCGAGGGCCGCGAGCUCGACGAGGACGAGCACUGGGCCUGGUCCCAGAACGGCAUCGCCAUCGCCCGCGGCAAGCACAGCAGCAAGGGCAAGGACGGCGAGCAGUUCGAGACGACCUACGAGGAGUGCAACAUCAACCUCCGCACGGAGGCCGACGUCUUCCGCUUCUUCCACCUCGACUACCGCGCGCCGCACGAGCGCUGCGCGUAA
Molecule: messenger RNA, 786 nt
Organism: Aureococcus anophagefferens
Lineage: Eukaryota; Pelagophyceae; Pelagomonadales; Pelagomonadaceae
Exons: 1
Coding region: 1-786 (261 amino acids)
Biological process (GO): double-strand break repair via nonhomologous end joining
Cellular component (GO): nucleus
Molecular function (GO): DNA-directed DNA polymerase activity; DNA binding
Source: RefSeq, a predicted model, not a curated record